Oryza sativa Japonica Group (Japanese rice) is the source of this 1819-nucleotide messenger RNA. Its product is annotated as aladin. The record is from RefSeq and is a predicted model, not a curated record. Gene Ontology annotation, molecular function: protein binding. NCBI's taxonomy places the organism in Eukaryota, Viridiplantae, Streptophyta, Magnoliopsida, Poales, Poaceae. Gene Ontology annotation, biological process: nucleocytoplasmic transport. Gene Ontology annotation, cellular component: nuclear pore.
UGUAGCCUGCGGGUACUCAGGUCUCUGGGGGAGUCAAGGGUUUAACCCGUCCUGCGACGCGGAGCACCGGCCGCCGCUCGCCGACGCAAGACAACGACGAUGCCGAGCUUCCCUCCGCCCGGCGCCGUCACCAUCUGCGAGAUCAACCGCGACCUAGUUGCGGCGGAUGCGGUGUCCGACGAUCGAGCCAAGGAUGCCUACGGGGAUGUCCUCGGAAUGGUCUUCAGCCCGAUUCCUUUCCAGCCGGAUGCGAUUGUUGCCACCCACGAGCCUCCUGCUGCCACUGAAGCUGCUGAGCCUGCUGAGAUUGUCCCCAGAACAAGUUUAGCUUCCACCAUAGCUGAGUCCUUCAAACAAAUGAUCUUCCCUUCAUGCGAUCCAAAUCUGCUACAAGAAAUUGAUACCCAGAAAGUAAGUUGGAAUCCGCACAAGCAUUGCUUGGCAUUUGUAUCUGGGAAGAACCAAGUUACAGUUCAUGACUUUGAGGAGCCAGAUAAUAAAGAAUCCUACAUUCUAACAAGUGACCAUCAAAAGGAUGUUAAAGCUGUUGAAUGGAGGCCAAAUAGUGGAAAGAUGAUUGCAGUUGGGUGCAAGGGAGGGAUAUGCCUCUGGUCAGCAUCAUAUCCUGGCAACGUUGCAUCUGUGAAAUCUGGUGUCACCUCUUCUUCCUUUGGUGCCUUUCCUAGAGGUUCUGGUGGUCAAUGGAUACUCGUGGACAUUCUCCGUGGUUCUUCUGCUGAGCUAGUUAGCGCACUUUGUUGGAAACCUGAUGGAAGAUACUUGGUGUCCGCCUCUUGUAAUAGCCCAUCAUUCACAAUUUGGGACGUUUCUCAAGGGUUGGGAAUGCCUAUAAGACGUGGAUUAAGUAGUAUAUCAUUAGUGCAGUGGUCACCUAGUGGAGAUUACCUUUUAACUGCUAAGCUUGAUGGAACUUUUCACUUAUGGGAAACAAAUACAUGGACGUCAGAACCAUGGUCUUCAUCUAAUGGAUAUGUAUCUGGAGCAAAUUGGGAUCCAGAAGGCCGUAUUGUGUUAUUGUCCUUUUCUAACUCAACAACACUGGGCUCAAUUCACUUCUCAUCAAAACCACCAUCUUUAGAUGCCCAUCUCCUACCAGUCGAACAUCCUGAAAUUUCCUCUCUGAUUGUCAGCCGAGGCAUAGAUAAAUUAGCAUGGGAUUCUUCAGGAGAGCGCUUGGCAUUAUCGUUCAAAGAUGGCAAUGAAAUGUAUCAUGGCCUUGUUGCUGUCUAUGAUGUGAGGAGAUCUCCACUUGUCUCAGUUUUACUAGUUGGAUUCAUUAGAGGACCUGGAGAAGGAGCAAAGCCACUUGCAUUUGCCUUCCAUAGCAAAUUUAAGCAAGGACCAUUGCUUUCUGUGUGCUGGAGCAGUGGCUGGUGUUGUACGUAUCCCCUCAUACUUCGCCCGCAUUGACUCCCUAAAAGGAGUAAGUAAGGUCAAGAGAUGAUUGGCAUGCUAUUGAAUUAUCUUUUCAGAGAGAUGCAUUCUCUAGGUGCCUCAAAAAUGCUGCUAUGAUUGUUAUCCUCUUGUAUGUAAAAUUCUUCUCUCUGGAAGCGGUGCUAUUCAAUGGAGGCAAAAAUAGAAAAAAAAAUUCUGAAAUGUAUUUGGUAGCAUUACAAAUGUCUGUAUUAUACUUAUUUGGAGGGGGAAAUGUAUUGUCUGCGCUUGUGUUUAUGCAGUUCCCCAAAGCAAGGACACCAUUGUCUUACCAUGUGUCCUUUUAGUGCAUGAUUACUGUUCAUUAAUUGGCUGCACUAUUGCAUGGUAAGAAACCUUGAAUGAAAGGUUUAAUCAGUUUCAA